Callorhinchus milii (elephant shark) is the source of this 1902-nucleotide messenger RNA. RefSeq names its product BRCA1 associated protein. The record is from RefSeq and is a predicted model, not a curated record. Gene Ontology annotation, cellular component: cytoplasm. NCBI's taxonomy places the organism in Eukaryota, Metazoa, Chordata, Chondrichthyes, Chimaeriformes, Callorhinchidae. Gene Ontology annotation, molecular function: zinc ion binding; ubiquitin protein ligase activity; nucleic acid binding. Gene Ontology annotation, biological process: protein ubiquitination; Ras protein signal transduction. The transcript has 12 exons. Bases 81 to 1880 code for a protein of 599 amino acids.
CGGGUGUCGGGUGUCGCUGACUCGGGCCGCGGGGGUGUGUGACUCUCUCUCCGGGUCAGUCUCCCGCUCGCGUCUAACAUAUGAGCGUCUCACUGGUCGCCGUGCGUCUGGAGCUUGCGGGCGACUCUCCUCCUCCGCAAGGGUUCGAGUAUUCAGCCAUCAAUAUGUCAGACGACGAGGGUAAAGAGAAGAGAUCGCUCCGUCCAGCGAAGGGCUUGCUGGAGGGUAAAACCACCGAGGAGAAAUCCACCAUCUUACACCAGCACAUCGGCCGGCGAGAGAUGAGGGACAUGGUGAUUGAAACGAUAAGCUCCAGCAAAGAUAAAAGUCCCCCGGAAAGUGUUUCGGAGUCCGAUCAGGAGCUGAAAUCAGUCUCCAGGGCUGUGCAGGGAACAGGCACAACCGAGCCUGUUGACGACAGCAAGGCGGUCAAAGAGCAGGGAGGAACCUUACCGGACUCGCCGUCUAAACAACUGCCCGACCAGAUUUCCUUCUUCAGUGGGAACUCGUCUGUGGAGGUCGUACAUGGAAUUAUGCACUUAUACAAAACCGAUAAAAUGACUUCAUUGAAAGAAGACGUGCGUCGCAGCGCCAUGCUGUGUAUCCUCACCGUGCCCGCCACCAUGACCAGCCACGACCUCAUGAGGUUCGUUGCCCCCUUUGAUGAUUCUGUCGUGCACAUGAAAAUAAUCCGCGACUCCACCCCCAACCAGUACAUGGUGCUCAUCAAGUUUUGCUCUCAGGCAGAAGCAGACAGCUUUUACACUGCCUGUAACGGCCGUCAGUUCAAUUCUAUUGAGGACGACGUCUGUCAGUUGGUGUACGUGGAGAGGGCAGAAGUCAUCAAAUCUGAGGAUGGAGCUAGCCUUCCAGUAAUGGGUGUCACCGAGCUGCCUCCGUGCAUCGUGUGCCUGGAGAGAAUGGACGAGUCGGUAAACGGGGUGCUGACCAUAUUGUGCAACCACAGCUUUCACAGUCAGUGCUUACAGCACUGGGAGGACACCACGUGCCCGGUUUGCAGAUACUGUCAGACUCCCGAGCCAGUGGAAGAGAACAAGUGUUUUGAGUGCGGAGUUCAGGAGAACCUCUGGAUAUGUUUGAUAUGCGGGCAUAUAGGAUGUGGCCGAUACGUGAGUCGUCAUGCUUACAAACACUUUGAGGAGACCCAGCACACGUAUGCCAUGCAACUCACCAACCACAGAGUGUGGGACUACGCAGGAGACAACUACGUGCACCGCCUGGUGGCCAGCAAGACUGACGGCAAGAUCGUUCAGUACGAGUGCGAGGGUGACACGUGUCAGGACGAGAAGAUCGAUGCCCUGCAGUUAGAGUAUUCAUACCUCCUGACCAGCCAGCUGGAAUCCCAACGCAUCUACUGGGAGAAUAAGAUUGUGCACCUGGAGAAAGAUGCUGCAGAAGAGAUCAACAACAUGAAAACGAAGUUCAAAGAGACGAUUGAGAAGUGUGACAGCCUGGAGCAGCGGCUGAACGAGCUGAUAAAGGACAAGCAAGCUCUGGAGAGGAAGUGCUCACAGCUGAACAACAAGGUGUCCAAGCUGGGAAACGAGCUGAAGGAGGAACAGGAGAUGAACAAGUGCCUCCGUGCUAAUCAGCUUCAGCUGCAGAGCAAACUGAAGGAGGAGGAGAAGAGGCUGAGAGAGACGUGCGAGGAGAAAGACCAGCAGAUCACCGAGGCCCAGGAGCAACUGCGCGACAUCAUGUUCUACCUGGAGGCCCAGCAGAAGAUCAACCAGAUGCCGGCCGACACGCGGCAGGAGAUCCAGGAGGGACAGAUCAACAUCGCUGUGGCCGCCAACACCUCUUCCACCGGAGCCAUCACCAAGACAUCCAGGAGAGGGCGAGGCAAGCGGAGCAAGUAGCUGAGAGGGAGGAGGGAAGAGA